Molecule: messenger RNA, 628 nt
Organism: Ficedula albicollis (Collared flycatcher)
Lineage: Eukaryota; Metazoa; Chordata; Aves; Passeriformes; Muscicapidae
Gene: CRYAA
Product: crystallin alpha A
Exons: 3
Coding region: 22-543 (173 amino acids)
Biological process (GO): lens development in camera-type eye; protein refolding; response to heat
Molecular function (GO): structural constituent of eye lens; protein folding chaperone
Source: RefSeq, a predicted model, not a curated record
AGCAGCAGCAGCAGCAGCAGCAUGGACAUUACCAUCCAGCACCCCUGGUUCAAGCGUGCUCUGGGACCCCUCAUUCCAAGCCGUUUGUUCGACCAGUUUUUUGGAGAGGGUCUCCUUGAGUAUGACCUCCUGCCUUUGUUCUCGUCCACUAUCAGCCCCUACUACAGGCAGUCCCUCUUCCGCAGCGUGCUGGAGUCAGGCAUUUCAGAGGUGAGGUCUGAUCGGGACAAGUUCACAAUCAUGCUGGAUGUAAAACACUUCUCUCCCGAAGACUUGAGUGUGAAGAUUAUUGAUGACUUUGUGGAAAUCCAUGGCAAGCACAGUGAAAGGCAGGACGACCACGGCUACAUCUCCCGCGAGUUCCACCGCCGCUACCGCCUGCCCGCCAACGUGGACCAGGCUGCCAUCACCUGCUCGCUGUCCAACGACGGCAUGCUGACCUUCUCGGGCCCCAAGGUCCCCUCCAACAUGGACGCCAGCCACAGCGAGAGGCCCAUCCCCGUGUCCCGGGAGGAGAAGCCCACCUCCGCGCCCUCCUCCUAAGCGCGCCGGCCACCACCCGCAGCGCUCGCUCCCAGAGCCUUGCCGUAGAUAUCAGUGAAUAUCUAGAGGGGUUUCUUCUGUUGGU